Panicum hallii is the source of this 2276-nucleotide messenger RNA. RefSeq names its product transmembrane 9 superfamily member 1. The transcript is spliced from 12 exons. NCBI's taxonomy places the organism in Eukaryota, Viridiplantae, Streptophyta, Magnoliopsida, Poales, Poaceae. Gene Ontology annotation, biological process: protein localization to membrane. The record is from RefSeq and is a predicted model, not a curated record. Gene Ontology annotation, cellular component: membrane. Bases 118 to 1878 code for a protein of 586 amino acids.
UGCGGCCAUUCUUUCUGCCUACCUCCUCCGUAUGAGCCAGCUCGUGCUCGUUCGGGACUGAGACCCACCCGAACGUUCGCGGCCGCCUCCCUCCGCCCAGAUCUCGCCGCCGACGAGAUGCUCCGCCGCGGCGUGCUCCUCCUGGCGGCUGUCCUCCUCGCCGUCGCGCGCCCACCUCACGCGUAUGCCUCCGAGGCCGACCACAAGUACAAAGCAGAAGAACCGGUUAAGCUAUGGGUAAACAAGGUUGGACCAUACAAUAACCCUCAAGAAACAUACAACUAUUACAGCCUCCCAUUUUGUCAACCAUCUGAAAACCCGACACAUAAAUGGGGUGGACUGGGAGAGGUCCUCGGUGGAAAUGAGCUGAUUGAUAGUCAGAUUGAUAUAAAAUUCUUAAAAAAUGUGGACAAGGGCUCCAUUUGCACAAUUGAACUUGAUGCUCAAAAGGUUAAGCAAUUUUCUGAUGCCAUUGAGAGCUCUUAUUGGUUUGAGCUUUUCAUAGAUGAUCUGCCAUUGUGGGGUUUCGUUGGGGAAACUGACAAAAACAAUGAGAACAAGCACUACCUUUACACUCACAAGAACAUUGUUGUUAAAUACAAUGGUAACAGGAUAAUUCAUGUCAAUCUCACGCAAGAGUCACCUAAGCUUCUUGAAGCUGGUAAAAAGUUGGAUAUGACAUAUUCAGUAAAGUGGGUGCAAACAAAUGUGGCAUUUGCACGGCGUUUUGAAGUUUACUUGGACUACCCAUUCUUUGAACAUCAGAUCCAUUGGUUCUCCAUCUUCAAUUCAUUCAUGAUGGUUAUUUUCUUGACUGGUUUAGUGUCAAUGAUAUUGAUGAGGACACUAAGAAAUGAUUAUGCAAAAUAUGCUCGUGAAGAUGACGACCUGGAAUCACUUGAGCGAGAUGUUAAUGAGGAAUCUGGAUGGAAGCUUGUCCAUGGAGAUGUAUUUCGGCCUCCUCGUGGUCUGGUGUUUCUUUCUGCCCUUGUUGGUAUUGGCACUCAGUUGGCAGCUCUUAUCCUGCUUGUGAUUGUGUUGGCCAUUGUUGGCAUGUUAUAUGUUGGACGAGGAGCUAUCAUCACAACCUUUAUUGUGUGCUAUGCUCUUACAUCCUUCAUCUCUGGAUAUGUUAGUGGUGGCCUUUAUUCAAGGAAUGGUGGCAAAAACUGGAUAAAGUCCAUGAUCCUUACGGCAUCCCUUUUUCCAUUCUUGUGCUUCUCAAUUGGAUUAGUGUUAAACACCAUUGCUAUCUUCUACCGAUCAUUAGCAGCUAUACCAUUUGGCACAAUGGUUGUCAUAUUUGUUCUUUGGGCUUUCAUCUCCUUCCCAUUGGUGCUAUUGGGAACUGUAGUUGGCAGAAACUGGAGUGGUGCUCCCAACAACCCAUGCCGUGUGAAAACGAUUCCACGUCCUAUUCCUGAAAAGAAGUGGUACCUUACACCUUCUGUUAUUUCAUUGAUGGGUGGGCUUCUCCCCUUCGGCAGCAUCUUCAUUGAGAUGUACUUUGUGUUCACUUCCUUCUGGAACUACAAGGUGUACUAUGUUUAUGGUUUCAUGCUGCUGGUGUUUGUCAUCCUUAUAAUAGUCACCAUAUGUGUCACUAUUGUGGGUACUUAUUUCUUGUUGAAUGCUGAGAACUAUCACUGGCAAUGGACAUCAUUCUUCUCUGCUGCUUCUACUGCCUUGUAUGUAUAUUUAUACUCCAUAUACUAUUAUCAUGUGAAGACAAAGAUGUCAGGCUUCUUCCAGACAAGCUUCUACUUUGGUUACACCCUGAUGUUCUGUAUUGGAUUGGGAAUACUUUGCGGUGCUGUUGGCUAUCUGGGCUCCACUCUAUUUGUGAGGAGAAUCUACAGAAAUAUCAAAUGCGACUAAAUUUCUGCACCUUGCUGAUAGAGGCUGUUAGCAAAUUAUGUCUUGUCGCAGUCUGGUGCGGAGUAAUGCUUGAUUCUGAUUAACUUCUGAAACUACACAGGAGGUCGCUCUCCCUCUGUUUACUCCUUUUUUGGCUUAUCUAUUUCCUCCAUGGAACUGCCCUGAUAAAUGUAUACCUAUUAGUUGGGGAAUUAGUCUGAGGUGAGGACUGGAAAGUACAUGUAGGUUCUUUUUUGUGAGGCCUCUUUUGGUCAGUUGUAGGAGUUCAUUGAUGAAUAUUACCGCAGUGCAGAUUCCAGUGGGCUAGAUUUGCCCCUCUUAUGAAUUGCCACGUCCAGUUUUCAUACCCUCUUUGUAGUAUAAGCAAGCUAAUAUAUUGAAGUUACAUAUAUUCUUAA